CGAUUUUCCGUAUCGCGAAAGAGAAGGACUAGGGUGAGCGAGUGCUGCUGAAUCUUGAAGCCGGAGUUAUUGCGAUGGAAAAGGUUUGGUGUUGUCGGCUUCGGUUCCGGUCUAGCGCAACGGGGCGUUCCAUGCGUCAUCAAUUAGAGGCGCCACUUUACUGCAGUCAUGAUUGUUUAUGAAUAAAACACCCCGAGUACUCCUGCUCAUUUCAUUUUCAUUUCUACAGACCGCGUUGCAUCAUCCCCUAGAAUCAUAAUGUUCAGUUCAAAUGAUGGCUCCUGGCCACACUCUCACUACGACCUAUUAGCAUAUUAUUACGAAAAACAUGCACAACGAAUCGCAUCUGGCGAGUAUAAACCCUUCACCUACCCCUGGGGGGCAUUAGGCGCCUUUGGUGUAAUCAUAUACAUGCUCAUCCCCCACCAAAAUAGACCAUGGCUUCGAAAAUGUCGGUUCUUGGCCUUUGCGUGGAUCGCCGGCUUCGCAGCAUAUUCCAUUAUAUACACAAGAGCUAGGGGAAUGGCACCUGGGUUGGGCGUUGGAUUACUCAAUGCAUGGAGUGUUGUGUGGAUGAGCGCGAUUCUAGUAUGCAACGAUGCACAGACGGAUUUCCAGCGUAUUGAGAGGACCGAAGGCGCGUUUGGAAGUGCUCAAGAGAAAGAGAAGGUAAAGACGGACAGGAGUAUAGAACAAAACAACCAUACGCCUUCGAAGCCUACAACUGAGCAGACGGACUCGGCCAAUGCCAGAGGAACACUCGGCCCCCGCCACCGUCAUGGCGAGUUUGCAUGGCAGUCCUAUCCCCUAUCCCCCUUCAUCGAGCGUCUCGACUUCAUUCUCGACAUAUUCUGCAACUUUCGCGGCGCAGGCUGGAACUGGCGCCCUUCCGCUCUCCCGCCCCCACCAAAAUGGUUGCAAGAACAACUCCAGCGAAACUCACCCAACCCGCCAAAGCACUCCUACCGCGUGCACCCAGGGCAAGUGAAAAGCUACUCCACACGCCGCGAGCUCCUAAUAGCGAACGCAAAGACAGCCAUCACAGGCUACCUAGCCAUGGACGCAAUCAAGACCUUCGUAAUGCAUGAUCCCUACUUUUGGGGCGUCAUGGACCGCGCUCCACCCUCUUACUUCCCUAUUUUUAUCACAUAUCACCCAGUGCUAGUCGACACCUACCGUGUCCUGGUCUCCAUGCUCGCCGUAAAAUUCGCCCUGCAGUCCCUCUUCGCGCUUGCGCCGCUCCUUUUCUCUGGCCUCGUCGGCCCCUCGCUCAUCGGCGCCCGUGCAGAACCCUGGAUCUAUCCCGAAGCCUGGGGUUCGUAUGAUUCUGUUUUCGAGCGCGGGCUGGCCGGGUGGUGGAGCAGCUGGUGGCACCAAACAUUCCGGUUUGCAUUCGAGGCCCCAAGCCGCAGGAUCAUUGAGAAGCUGGGCAUGGAUCGUAAGAGCCCCGUAGCAAAGGUCUUACAACUGCUGGUCGCGUUUGGACUCAGUGGCGUGCUGCAUGCGUGCGGUACAUACACUUGCCCCGGCGACACGAAGCCCAUGCAACCCUUGGCCUUCUUCUUGCUGCAGGCUGUGGGCAUUUUUGCGGAGGUGGGCAUUUCGCAAGCUCUGAGGGCUACUGGCGUUCAGCGAUACGUGCCGAAGUGGUUGAUGCAGGCGUUUACAUUCGCGUAUGUGCAUGUGUGGUUUUACUACACGGCGCAUUUGUUGUGCGAUGAUUUUGCGAGAGGCGGGGUUUGGCUGUUUGAGCCGGUUCCGGUUUCGCUGUUUAGGGGACUGGGGUUUGGCGCUGAUGCUAGGGACGGGUGGUGGUGUUGGGGGGAUUCUUCGAUAGUGAGUUGGUACAGUGGGGGUUGGAGGACUGGUAUCGCGUUUUGAGAGGCAUAGAAAUGACAGUAUGACGUGUGCUGCAUAGCGGGGCGUCGAGAUGUGUUUGGAAGUUUCCAUAAUCGAGCGAUAGACAAAGUAGAUGAUGUGUUCACAGAAGACAUCGAUAGACCUCAGACGGUACCAACAUCUCACAUUAUUAUUAUUCAGUUAAUCCAACUCUUUUGCUCCCAUGCGCCGUGUUCUAAAUGAGGCAAUAGCCUGUUUUCCCAAAUAUCCUCAUGCAGCGAGCGAGUCGAAGAAUAUAUACAAAUGCAAGCCGUCGAAUUGCCAACGUAGUCUCCCAGCAAAUGAUGUGCUAACCCGCUAACCAACCCCCAUUUCAUGAAGCGUCAUCCCAACAUCAAUCGGUGUAUUCAACGGACCUUCUUAGGCUCGUCAGGCAGGUAGUUGCGGUCGUCCUUGCCUUCGACUUCUACAACCAUCUUGUCCACGGCCUCGGCUUGCUUCUUCCACUCGUUCUGGCACAUC
Molecule: messenger RNA, 2361 nt
Organism: Dothidotthia symphoricarpi CBS 119687
Lineage: Eukaryota; Fungi; Ascomycota; Dothideomycetes; Pleosporales; Dothidotthiaceae
Exons: 1
Coding region: 259-1881 (540 amino acids)
Biological process (GO): lipid metabolic process
Source: RefSeq, a predicted model, not a curated record